Molecule: messenger RNA, 1668 nt
Organism: Hypomesus transpacificus
Lineage: Eukaryota; Metazoa; Chordata; Actinopteri; Osmeriformes; Osmeridae
Product: adenosine 5'-monophosphoramidase HINT3-like
Exons: 5
Coding region: 211-774 (187 amino acids)
Molecular function (GO): catalytic activity
Source: RefSeq, a predicted model, not a curated record
UGUGGUCAUGAUGGGCGGGAUUGAGGAAGUUCGGAGUUUUAUACCACUGUCAUUUAGGCUACAGUUAAGGUAGGCUACUGUAGGCUACUUUUACCGUAAGGAAAUCGUGUUUGACACAAGCCUGUCAUUGAGAACUGUUAUAAAUUAGUGGGCUACAUUUGAUUACAUUAAAUAUAUAUAUAGCCUACGGCCUGGGUUGAUGUAGGCUAUAUGGAGGACGACUCGAUCCCAGUCCAACACAGUCAAGACACCAUCGUCUACAGUGAACAACAACAUACGGAUUAUGACGAAAAUGCUGAUUUUAGCGACGACGACUGCGUUUUUUGUAUGAUCGUCAACGGCAUGAAUGAAGGCACAGAAAUUCUUAAAAAGGAUGCAGAACUUGUCUGUUUUCGAGACAUUUUGCCUGCUGCUCCGCAUCACUACCUGGUCGUGACGAGACGUCACAUUGUCAGCUGUCGCUCUCUCUGCACCGAGGAGCACGUGGAUCUCGUAAAGAGAAUGGCUGAGAUGGGCAGGCGUGUUCUGAAGGACAACAAUGUCACCAACAGGGAGGACGUCAGGAUGGGAUUCCACUGGCCUCCCUACAUCUCCAUCCCUCACCUCCACCUCCACGUUCUGGCACCAGCCAGCCAGAUAUCUGACUACAUGGCCCACAAGUUCUUGCCCCACACAGACAGGUUUAUCACGGAGGACUGUCUUCGUGCCAGACUGAAAUCUGAUCUUGGGGUUGUCCAGCAUCACAGGACCUGCCAAACAUGGUAUUGUUGUUGAGAAUAAUGUUGUUGAAACAGAGGAGAUAUAAUAUAGCUUUAAAUACAGGGGGUCAGAUGGAUGAGCGGUUACAGAAUUGGGCUAUUAAUCAGAAGGUUGCCGGUUUGAUUCCCGGCCAUGACAAAUGACGUUGUGUCCUUGGGCAAGGCACUUCACCCUACUUGCCUCGGGGAGAAUGUUGCUGUGCUUACUGUAAGUUGCUCUGGAUAAGAGCGUCUGCUAAAUGACUGAAUGUAAUGUAAUGUUAAUAGCUUAACAGCUGAAUAGCUUAACCACAGUUUUCUUUUAUAAUUGUUUUUGGUCUUGGGGGAUGGGUAUAUCUCAGUGGUAGAGCAUUUGACUGCAGAUCAAACAGUUAUAGGUUCAAAUCCCCCUGUACAUGUUGUGUUAAACCAGCCAAUGGUAAUACGUCAGCUCUAAUGUACUUCCUGGCUUGAUGUCAUAGUUCUAUCCUAAAUUGAUAUGUUAUAUGUUUUAUCCUGAUUUGAUAUGUCAUAUGUUUCUUUUCUGGACAGUGAUCCUACCUCAGGGAGACUUAACCAUGAAAUCAAGUUAGAGUUGUUCAGCCAUUUAUAAGGACUGUCCAGCUGUCACCGAGGGCUUUAUAUCACUGACUUUCUCUUUCUCUGGGCUAGUUUCUCACUUUUAAAUAAUACAAUUUGUUAUUUGUACAAUUGUUUUUACUUUGAUUAAAACACAAGAGCAUUUCAAAGAUUAAUGUUCUGCUUAAAAGGUCGAAUUAUCUUUGUCCAAAUAUUACAUGUUUGCUUGUCUUUUGUCGUAUGGGUGUGUGUCAUUAAAAAAGGUUCACUAAUUUAUUUCACUCAUAUUAUGACCUUGGGUUCCUUCUCUCAUGGAAUCCUGAUGACAUUAUUUUUUAGAACCCUUGGUGCU